UAGAAGUUCGAGUGUGUCUUGCCUCGCUGUUACCAUAUCUGCAAGUGUUUCUGAGAUUACUCUGUUCUUGUGCUUAGCUUCACUUCCAUUAUCUCUGAGCUUCAGCAAUGGCUUCCCUUUCAGCUACCAUUCUCUGCAGCUUCCAGUCCUUGCAAAGCCAUACAAUCAAGACUAGCCUGCAGGUAACAAGAACAAGCUUGGUAUCUACUGGCUGGGGGAAGGGUGGCUUCACUUCUUUGAGAACUUCCCGUUUUCGCAUCUGCUCUGCUGCCAAGCCGGAGACAGUGCAAAAGGUGGUCGAGAUUGUGAGGAAGCAACUGGCUUUGCCGGCGGAGUCCGAGGUCACACCGGACUCCAAGUUCUCAACACUUGGUGCCGAUUCUCUUGACACUGUGGAGAUAGUGAUGGGUUUGGAGGAAGAGUUUGACAUCAACGUGGAAGAGGACAACUCUCAGAACAUAACCACGGUUCAAGAAGCGGCUGAUUUGAUAGAGCAGCUCAUUGAGAAGAAAACACAAGCUUGAUUAUUGGCAGCCUCGCUAGGAGGAAUUGAUGAGUUUGUUUAAGUUUAUUGAUUUAUUAUGAGCGAGGAAGAAGAAAUGUGAUAAGCUAUUGGAGCGUUUGUUGAUUUUGAUUGGUUUGCAAUAUAUAUCUGGAUCGGAUUUGAGUACCUUGA
Argentina anserina (silverweed cinquefoil) is the source of this 676-nucleotide messenger RNA. RefSeq names its product acyl carrier protein 1, chloroplastic-like. Bases 108 to 524 code for a protein of 138 amino acids. Gene Ontology annotation, molecular function: acyl carrier activity. The record is from RefSeq and is a predicted model, not a curated record. The transcript has 4 exons. Lineage: Eukaryota; Viridiplantae; Streptophyta; Magnoliopsida; Rosales; Rosaceae. Gene Ontology annotation, biological process: fatty acid biosynthetic process.